This is a messenger RNA of Dalotia coriaria, 1879 nucleotides long. It is a transcript of the gene alpha-PheRS, whose product is annotated as phenylalanine--tRNA ligase alpha subunit. The record is from RefSeq and is a predicted model, not a curated record. Gene Ontology annotation, cellular component: phenylalanine-tRNA ligase complex; cytoplasm; cytosol. Gene Ontology annotation, biological process: phenylalanyl-tRNA aminoacylation. Lineage: Eukaryota; Metazoa; Arthropoda; Insecta; Coleoptera; Staphylinidae. Bases 230 to 1711 code for a protein of 493 amino acids. The transcript is spliced from 3 exons. Gene Ontology annotation, molecular function: tRNA binding; ATP binding; phenylalanine-tRNA ligase activity.
UUCCUGCUGCGGUGUGUCACUGAUUUACUUUUAACAUCUUGCAAUACUUUACGAUUUCGCGUAACAAAAGUAAAUGCAGCAUGUUACACUGAAUCAGACGCAAUAUUUAUUAUUGUAGUAUACAGUUAAUAAAUUAUUCACCUAUAUUUAUGAAGUAGCAGUGAUACCUGCCAUUGUAUUAUAACUUUAAUUCAAGUCAAUUUGUCUUGAAAACCAAAGUAACCUCGAAAUGGCGAACCUGCCGGAGAAAAUUCUUCAAGAAUUGUCCACCAAACAGUCCUUAAACACCUUGGAUCUAGCGCAAGUAUUCAAUGAAGACCAUCAGAAAAUAAUCGGUGCUUUGAAGAGUAUCCAAGCUAAUGGAGAACUUGUCAAUGCUGAGGUCAUCAGCAAGACUUCUUUGGAACUCACUUCUGAGGGCACUGAAAUUGCUGAAACAGGAAGUCAUGAAGCAAAAAUCUUUAACUCAAUCCCUGAUGCUGGCAUCAAGCAAGCUGAGCUCAUGAAACUUCCAAAUGCAAAAGUUGGCUUUUCUAAAGCAAUGUCUUCUGGUUGGAUCCAAGUGGACAAGUCAGGUGGUCCACCUUUAGUAAAAAAGAAGGUUGAUAGUAUUGAUGAUGUUGUUAAGACUCACUUAACAGCAAUAAAAUCCGGUCAGUUGUCUAACAUACCUGAUGCAAAACUGCAGGAAUAUAAGAAAAGAAAACUCACCCAACAGGUUGUAGUCAAGAGUUUUGAUUUAACUAAAGGUCCAGAGUUUAGUUUAACCUUGAACAAACUUGAAACUGAUUUAACAUCAGAAAUGUUGCUCUCUGGCAGCUGGAAAAGUCUUAAAUUCAAGGAUUAUAACUUGAAUGCUAAGGGCAGUCAACUGGAUUGUGGAUAUUUACAUCCUUUAUUAAAAGUGCGCUCGGAAUUCAGGCAAAUCUUCCUGGAGAUGGGAUUCGCCGAAAUGCCGACGAAUAAUUUCAUUGAAAAUUCCUUCUGGAACUUCGAUGCGUUGUUCCAGCCUCAACAACAUCCAGCAAGAGACGCGCAUGACACUUUUUUCAUCUCAAAUCCAAGAACUAGUUCUAAAUUCCCUGAAGAGUAUUUAGAGAAAGUGAAAAAUGUGCAUAGCAAAGGAGGAUAUGGUUCAUUGGGUUAUGGAUACGAUUGGAAAAUUGAAGAAGCCGAAAAGAAUCUCCUCCGCACGCACACCACCGCCGUGUCCGCAAGAAUGCUCUACGCACUAGCGCAGGAAAAAGAAUUCAAACCAUCGAAGUUUUUCAGCAUUGACCGCGUGUUCCGUAACGAAACACUCGAUGCCACUCAUCUAGCUGAAUUCCAUCAGGUCGAGGGAGUUAUUGCUGAUUAUAACUUGACGCUCGGUGAUCUUAUCGGCGUAUUCACCGAAUUCUUCAAAAAGUUAGGCAUCACUGAAUUGGAAUUCAAGCCAGCGUUCAAUCCGUACACCGAACCGAGCAUGGAGAUCUUCUGUUUCCAUCCCGGUUUGAAUAAGUGGAUUGAAAUCGGUAAUUCAGGCAUUUUCCGGCCGGAAAUGUUGCUGCCGAUGGGUUUGCCUGAAGAUGUUAAGGUUAUCGCGUGGGGUUUGAGUUUAGAGCGGCCGACAAUGAUUAAAUACGGAUACAAUAACAUUAGGGAUUUGGUUGGACCUAAGGUGGAUCUGCAAAUGAUUCAAAGUAGUCCUGUUUGCAGAUUAGACAAAUAAUUUUAUUCAAAAUGCAUUUACAUUCAUUACUUUGUCAGUGAUAAAUUAACUUAAGAUCUAAGAAUAUCAACAUCCUUAUUGGAAUGGAGUUGUUUGCUUGGCUGGAACUGAAAAGUAAUUUCUUUCUUUGCAUUUGCUGUUUUCAAUAUUAUAAAAUGACACUACUUA